UACCAUCAGAAUUUCUCAUCAGUGUGCACUCUUAGACACAAAGAAGCAUUAGCUACAAUAUUCGCUUUCCCUAGCCAUGGCUUCCUCACCAAACAUCAUCUCUUUCCUCUUCCUCUUUGCCUUUUUUUCCAUGCAAAUUCAUGCCAGGGAAUUCUUCAGCAAAAUCCCAAGUGUCAACAACAAUGAGAGAAAGACGACAACCAUCCCUGACACGAUAGGACAAGAGCAUGAGACCUUCAUUCCCGAGACCCAAAAGAGUUCACUUCCCUACAGAGAAGAGCAGACUUUCGGGAAGCAAGAGCAAGAGCCGAGGUUUAUCCCUGAGACCCAAAAUGGAUAUGGCCUUUAUGGGCACGGGUCAGGCCAGCUCCCUCCCAGCACCACCACCACUACCAAAGAAACCUACGAACCCUAUGUUACCCCUGUUAGAUACCACCCUGAUGAACCCUACAACAGCAUUCCUGCAUCCUACAACAACAAUAACAAAAAUACUUAUUAUUACAACAAGAAUUCCUACGAGACUGAGCAGGAAAACUUUGGUAAGGCCAGGUUCACAGAGAAAGGAUGGAGCACUGAGGAAAACAAGAACAACAACUACUACAAUGGAUACAACAAUGGUGAGAAGCAAGGCAUGAGCGACACUAGAUACUUGGAGAAUGGAAGGUACUACUAUGACGUUAAGAAUGAGAACAACUAUUAUCCAAACCAGUACGAGAACUCCAGGGGAGUUGCUUCAAGGAACGAGUACAAUGAGAAUCGUUACAACAACAUGGGAAGGUACAACCAGAACCAAGAGGAGUUCGAAGAAAACGAGGAAGUGUUCGAGCCAUGAGCUGUAAUACUCUACAGUUGAGUGAAGAACAUCUACUAAAACAAGCACUGGUUUGUAUUAGCUGUUAAGCAUGGUAAUUAACUAGGAAAAGAGUAAAGAAUAUAAAACUUUAUUUAUUGGAUAUUGCUGUUAAUUUGUGAUUGAUCUUUUUAUUUUUUGGUUUGCAUAGUGUUCUUUGCUUUGAAAUGCAUAGGGUAUGUGAGU
Molecule: messenger RNA, 1036 nt
Organism: Durio zibethinus
Lineage: Eukaryota; Viridiplantae; Streptophyta; Magnoliopsida; Malvales; Malvaceae
Product: protein E6-like
Source: RefSeq, a predicted model, not a curated record